UCGGACCACCAUGCCUACCCUUCGAUCCCCCUCUUCCUGGCUCCAUGGCUCCUCCUCCCCAAGCAGUGUGUCCUCCCCACUGCAACAAGCAAUGGCAAGUGGACAGAGGGGCUUGUCUGCAUCUUCCAGUUUGUAUGUCAAUGUGCCCUGUGAAGACAGGGACUCGGACCAGACUUCAGAGGGGGAUAGUGAUUCUUUGUCAACUGAUGAAGGCAGUGACUUUGAAGACAGCUUGAAACGCAAUAUGAAGAAGAGAGCAGCAAAACGACCACUGAAAACAACCCCAGUGGCAAAACACCCUAGGAAGGGAUCUCAAAUGGUACGUGGUCAUAGCCAGAAAGAGUCAGAACCACUAGCCAAUGAUCUGUUUGAUGCUGUGAAAGCUGCCAAGAGUGACAUGCAGUCUUUGGUGGAUGAAUGGCUGGAAAGCUACAAGCAAAACCAAGAGACAGCAUUCCUGGAGCUCAUUAACUUUUUCAUUCGAUCUUGUGGAUGUAAAGGCACUGUGACACCUGAGAUGUUCAAGGAGAUGUCCAACUCGGAGAUUAUCCAGCAUCUAACAGAACAGUUUAAUGAGGAUUCAGGAGACUAUCCCCUGACAGCUCCAGGUCCCUCCUGGAAGAAAUUCCAUGGAAGUUUCUGUGAAUUUGUGAGGACUUUGGUUUAUCAGUGUCAGUACAGUCUCCUUUAUGAUGGCUUUCCUAUGGACAACCUCAUCUCCCUGCUCACUGGCCUGUCAGACUCCCAAGUCCGUGCCUUUCGUCACACUAGCACCCUGGCUGCCAUGAAGCUAAUGACCUCUCUGGUAAGAGUAGCCCUGCAACUGAGUUUGCACAAAGACAAUAAUCAGCGCCAGUAUGAGGCUGAACGAAACAAGGGGCCAGGACAGAGAGCACCUGAGAGGCUGGAAAGCCUGUUGGAGAAACGGAAAGAGCUCCAAGAGCAUCAAGAGGAGAUUGAGGGGAUGAUGAAUGCCCUCUUCAGGGGUGUCUUUGUACACCGGUAUAGAGAUGUUCUUCCUGACAUUCGUGCUAUCUGCAUUGAGGAGAUUGGGUCUUGGAUGCAAUGCUACAGUGCCUCUUUCCUCACUGAUAGCUAUUUAAAAUACAUUGGCUGGACCCUGCAUGAUAAGCAUCGAGAGGUCCGUCUGAAGUGCCUGAAGGCUCUCAAAGAGUUGUACAGCAACCGAGACUUGAUUGCACGCCUAGAGCUCUUUACCAGUCGCUUUAAGGAUCGGAUGGUAUCCAUGGUCAUGGACCGAGAGUACGAUGUGGCAGUGGAGGCCGUCAGGUUGCUAAUACUUAUCCUUAAGAACAUGGAAGGAGUGCUGACAGAUGCAGACUGUGAGAGCAUCUACCCUGUUGUGUAUGCCUCUCACCGAGCCCUGGCCUCUGCUGCAGGGGAGUUUCUCUACUGGAAGCUCUUCUACCCUGAAUAUGAGACAAGAAUGGUGAGUGGGAAAGAGCGACGCCGAAGUCCACUCGCUCAGAAGACUUUCUUCCAUCUUCUGCUGUCCUUCUUUGUGGAGAGUGAGCUCCAUGACCAUGCUGCUUACUUAGUAGACAGCCUGUGGGACUGUGCAGGGUCUCAGCUGAAGGACUGGGAGAGUCUGACAAGCUUGCUUCUGGAGAAGGACCAGAACCUAGGUGAUGUGCAGGAGAACACACUGAUAGAAAUCCUUGUGUCCAGUGUUCGGCAAGCUUCAGAGGGUCACCCACCUGUGGGACGGGUCACUGGGAGGAAGGGCUUAACUCCUAAAGAACGUAAGACCCAAGCAGAUGACAAGAUGAAGCUGACUGAGCAUCUCAUUCCUCUGCUACCCCAGCUCCUGGCCAAGUUCUCAGCUGAUGCAGAGAAGGUUGCUCCCCUGCUGCAGCUGCUUAACUACUUUGACCUCAACAUCUAUUGCACCAGGCGUUUAGAGAAGCACCUGGAGCUGUUUUUACAGCAACUCCAGGAGGUGGUGAUGAAGCAUGCAGAUCCAGCAGUGCUUGAGGCUGGAGCUCACGCCCUCUGUCUGCUCUGUAAUCCUGAGUUCACAUUCUUCAGCCGGGUAGACUUUACCCGCAGCCAACUAGUCGAUCUGCUGACUGACCGCUUCCAGCAGGAGCUUGAAGAGUUGCUGCAGUCUUCCUUCCUAGAUGAGGAUGAGGUAUAUAGCCUGGCAGCCACUCUGAAGCGCCUCUCUGCCUUCUACAAUGCUCAUGAUCUAACUCGAUGGGAGCUUUAUGAGCCAUGCUACCGACUCAUCCGGAAGGCUGUGGACACAGGACAGGUUCCUCACCAGGUGAUCCUGCCAGCCUUGACUGUUGUCUAUUUUUCCAUUCUCUGGACACUAUCCCACCUUUCUGGAGCAGGUGCUUCCCAGAAACAGCUUUUGAGUUUGAAGGGCAGAAUGGUGGCCUUCUGUGAACUCUGCCAGAGCUGCCUCUCGGAUGUGGAUCCUGAGACCCAGGAACAGGCUUUUGUCUUACUAAGUGAUCUACUUCUCAUCUUCAGCCCUCAGAUGAUUGUAGGGGGACGUGAUUUUCUUAGGCCCCUUGUCUUUGUUCCUGAAGCCACUCUGCAGUCUGAGCUAGCCAGCUUCCUCAUGGACCACAUCUUCAUCCAGCCUGGAGAACUGGGCAAGGGUCAUUCCCAGGAGGACCAUUUACAGAUAGAGCAGCUGCACAAGCGGCGCCGCCUCCUGGCAGGAUUCUGCAAGCUCUUGAUUUAUGGGGUGCUGGAGAUGGAUGCAGCUUCAGAUGUUUUCAAACACUAUAACAAGUUUUACAAUGACUAUGGUGACAUCAUCAAGGAAACAUUAACUAGAGCAAGACAGAUUGACCGAAGUCAUUGUUCCCAAAUCCUGCUGCUGAGCCUCAAGCAGCUAUACACAGAACUGCUGCAGGAACAGGGGCCCCAGGGCCUGAAUGAACUUCCAGCCUUCAUGGAGAUGAGGGACCUAGCCCGGAGGUUUGCCUUGAGCUUUGGACCCCAGCAGCUACAGAACCGUGACCUUGUGGUCAUGCUACACAAGGAAGGUAUCAAGUUCUCCUUGUCUGAGCUUCCUCCAGCUGGAUCCUCCAGUCAGCCUCCAAAUCUUGCAUUCCUGGAGCUCCUUUCAGAGUUUUCCCCCAGACUUUUCCAUCAGGACAAGCAGCUACUACUGUCCUACCUGGAAAAGUGUCUGCAGCGUGUCUCCCAGACCCCUGGCCAUCCCUGGGGUUCAGUCACCAUUUACUGCCACUCCCUCAGCCCUGUAGAGAACGCAGCAGAGACCAACCCUCAGGGCUACCCCCACUCCAAGAAGAGGCGCAUUGAAGGCUCCUCCAGGCAGCACAGAGAAGACAUCUCUUCAUCCCAGGAGGAAAGCCUGCAGCUGAACAGCAUCCCACCUACACCCACCCUUACCUCCACAGCUGUGAAGAAUAGGCAGCCCCUCGGGGCAUUGGAAGAGGUGGAAGAAGAAGGUGGCUCAGAGUCAGAGUUUACCCGAGGCCAGCUCCUUAGAGGCACCCAGAGGUCAAGGUUCUUGAGUCCACAGCAUUUCCAGACUGCUCUCAACCGUUCAGGUCCUGGUCUGGGCAACCGGCUGACCCGACUCAGCCUUAUGGAAGAGGAUGAGGAAGAGUUAGAAAUUCAGAACGAGUCAGGUGAAGAAUGGCAAGAUCCAGACAAGCACUCUUACCCCAGUGAGCCUGGAUUGGACCUCUUGGAUUCUACAGAGCUGAACUUUGAGGACUUCUGACAUGACUCAACGCCCCUACCCAUCUCCACCCACCACCUCAACAGUAU
Phyllostomus hastatus (greater spear-nosed bat) is the source of this 3777-nucleotide messenger RNA. RefSeq names its product stromal antigen 3 (gene STAG3). The transcript is spliced from 33 exons. Gene Ontology annotation, cellular component: nucleus; cohesin complex; chromatin. Gene Ontology annotation, biological process: sister chromatid cohesion. Gene Ontology annotation, molecular function: chromatin binding. The coding region runs from base 11 to 3730 and encodes 1239 amino acids. The record is from RefSeq and is a predicted model, not a curated record. Lineage: Eukaryota; Metazoa; Chordata; Mammalia; Chiroptera; Phyllostomidae.